This is a messenger RNA of Cryphonectria parasitica EP155, 2483 nucleotides long. Its product is annotated as family 95 glycoside hydrolase. Gene Ontology annotation, biological process: carbohydrate metabolic process. Gene Ontology annotation, molecular function: alpha-L-fucosidase activity. The transcript has 5 exons. The coding region runs from base 1 to 2409 and encodes 802 amino acids. The record is from RefSeq and is a predicted model, not a curated record. NCBI's taxonomy places the organism in Eukaryota, Fungi, Ascomycota, Sordariomycetes, Diaporthales, Cryphonectriaceae.
AUGGUGAGAUCCAUUCUUUUGGCACUCCUCAUCAGCGGCGUUCCACUGACAGUGGCUGCGUCUUUGUGGUCGAGUUCCCCUGCCACAUAUGGAUCUAGCGACAACGAUGAUUAUAUUUUGAAGACCGGCUAUGCUCUCGGCAAUGGCAAACUUGGAGCCAUACCUUUCGGGCCGCCAGGGGCAGAAACCUUGAUGCUGAACCUAGAUUCCUUAUGGUAUGGAGGCCCCUUUGAAUUAACAAACUAUACUGGUGGGAACCCGACUGAGCCUGUAUACCAAUACCUGCCUGGCAUUCGAGAGUGGAUAUUCCAAAAUGGAACGGGAAAUAUCUCUGAGCUCCUCAACGAUAUUGUCGGCUACGGAUCCUACCAGACAUUAGGUAAUCUGACAGUCUCGUUUGAAAGAGCCGUUGACGAAUAUGCAAACUACACACGGACGCUUGAUCUGAGAACAGGCAUACACCGGUCUGGAUGGACUGCCAAUGGGACUCGCUUUGAGACGUCGGUCUUCUGCUCUUAUCCGGCACAGAGCUGCGUGUAUAACAUUAAUAGCAGCGGAGAAGCCCUACCUGCAUUGAAAGUCUCCCUGUCCAACGACCUAAUGAGUAGCACCUUGGUGAACUCAACAUGUGGACCGGGCUAUACACGUCUUGACGGCAUCACUCAAGCUUCUAUCGGGCUGCACUUCACCUCGAUCGCACAAGUUGUAGGGAAUACAAGUACAUCAUGCUCUCAAGAUGAUGGAUCCCUGGUCAUCCCUGCGCUUCCAAGCCGGUACUCCAUCACAAUCGUGUCGUCUGCCGAGUCCGACUACGACCAGACAAAGGGCAACGCGCAGAGCAACUACUCUUUCAGAGGACAAGAGCCCGGUCCUGUCGUCGAACAGAGUACGCAAUCAGCAGCGGCCCAGUCCUACAGUACCUUGCUGCAGGACCACAUAGACGACUAUACUUCGCUGAUGGGGCAAUUCGUCCUUGAUCUCCCAGACACGGCCAACUCGUCCAGUCUGGAAACAGCCGAUCUCGUCGCACACUACACUAACAGCACGUCAAAUCCCUUCCUCGAGUCUCUCAUGUUUGACUACUCACGCCACCUGCUCAUCUCCUCGUCCCGCACGGGUUCAUUGCCUGCCAACCUGCAGGGCAGAUGGUCCGAGCAGCUCGAGCCGGCCUGGAGUGCCGACUACCACGCGAACAUCAACCUGCAGAUGAACUACUGGGGCGCCGAGCAGACAGGCCUGGGAGAUUUGUCAUUGCCUCUGUUUGCGUACAUGGCAAACACAUGGGCCCCACGUGGGAGCGAGACAGCGCAGCUGCUGUAUAAUGGGUCAGGCUGGGUGACACACGACGAAAUGAAUAUAUUUGGAUACACAGGCAUGAAGAAUGCAGCCCAGUGGGCAAACUACCCAGCCUCGGCAGCGUGGCUGAUGCAGCACGUUUUCGAUCACUACGACUACAGCCAGAACACCACCUGGCUCGUUGAGACCGGCUACCCUCUCUUGAAAGCCAUAGCAUCAUUCUGGCUCUCUCAACUGCAGGAAGACCGCUUCUACAACGACGGCACCCUCGUCGUCAACCCGUGCAACAGCCCCGAGCAAGGGCCCACGACCUCCGGCUGCACACACUACCAGCAGCUCAUCCACCAGGUCCUCGAGGCCGUCCUCCGCACCGCGCCCCUGGUCUCGGAGCCCGCCUCCGACUUCCUCGCCUCCACCACAGCCGCCCUCGCCCGCCUCGACACCGGCGUGCACAUCGACCCAGACUCGCCCCAGGGCGUGCUGAAGGAGUGGAAGGUCCCAGACGCGUACCUCUACGACGUAUACCCAGAGCACCGGCACAUCUCGCACCUCGUAGGCUGGUACCCGGGCUACGCCAUCGCCAGCUUCGCCAGCGGCUUCACCAACACCACGCUGCAGGACGCCGUCCGCGCCAGCCUGCUCGCCCGCGGGGACGGCACCGACGCGGACGGGGAUGGUGGGAACUUUGGCUGGCCGAAGGUCUGGCGCGGCGCGUGCUGGGCGCGGCUGAACGACAGCGCGAGGGCGUACGGGGAACUGCAGCUGAGCAUCGCGAACAACGUGGCGCCGAACCUGCUGAGCAUGUAUGCCGGCAAGAGCCCGCCGUUCCAGAUCGAUAUGAACUUUGGCUGGGCGGGGAACGUGUUGAGCAUGCUGGUGGUUGACCUGCCGCUGGCGGGCGGCGCAGAGGAGGAGACAAAGGUGAGGACGGUGGUGCUGGGUCCUGCUAUCCCGAGUGCCUGGGGUGGUGGCAGUGUCAAGGGGUUGAGGAUUAGGGGCGGUGUAGUUGUGAAUUUUGCAUGGGAUGGAACGGGUAUCGUGACGAAUUAUACUCUUGUGAGUGGUGAAGCGGCUGGGUUGAGGCUCGUCAACGUUCGAGGAGAGAACCUCUGAAUCGUCUCACUCUCUCAUUCCAAUCCCUGAAUACUAUUCUCGAAUAAAUUGAACAAUGGUAUACGGGCAUCCCC